GAGUAACAAACUCUUGCUGUCAUGGCUGGAUGAGAGGGAGGGAGGGAGGGAUAGUCCUCACAAAUCACAAGUGAAGAGAGGAAUAGAUGGAUGGAUGGAUGGAUAGGUACUCCACAUAGAUAGAUGAGAUAGACCGAGAGAGAGAGAGGGACACCUUCUCCAUCAGCUCCGUCACCUCCGCCACGCCGCCCUUCGCCGCCAGCGCCGCGUCGGAGUCGCACAGCACCACCGCCGUCUCCGCCCUGCCGUCCAGCGCCCGCGCCCUUCUCUACUCAUCAUCACUCACUCAGUAGUGUACUGCAAAGAAAAAAAAAAGAAAAAGAAAAAGGAAGAGAGGGGAAAGCGGGCAAUGGGGCAAAUGGAUGGCGGCGGCGAUGGCGGCGGCUACCCCUACCAUUACCAGGCCCUCCUGGCCGCCGUCCACCAGCAGACCGUCCCAUUCCCCAAUCCCUUCCCCGCUCCCUCCUCGGGAACCGAGGCUCCCCUGCACAAUCACAGUCACAAUCACAACCACAAUCACAAUCACAACCACAACCACAACCACAAUCACAAUCACAAUCACAACCAUAACCACAAUCACAAUGCUGCUCCCCACCCUCACACUCCCACUCCAAGAGGUUUCGCCGACUGGAGCGCCUCAACCAGCGCCUUCACCUCCCUUGCUGCACACUCCUCUCCCGCCCCCAGCAAUGCAGUCCAUUACAGCUUCUCCCCUUGCUAUGCCUUCUGGGCCCAUUACAUGGUCAACAAGAACGCCUACCCGUCCUUCCCUGCGCCACAUGAGGAGCCACCCCACCAGCUCCGCCUUGCCAACAGCCAUCCUAGAGAUGCAUCGGGUCCUGCAUCCAGCUUCGGGGUUGAGUCUUUUAAUUCAGCGUCCAUGGCACCAAAUAUCUGCAACCACAUGCCUCCCAUAGAAGGACCCAUAUCUGCCAAUGAAGAUAAGAAGCCAGAGAUUUUGCCUAGAGUGAUUAAGAGCAGCGAUGAAUUGGAAACCAGAAACAGUGGUGUUGAACUUCACUGUGAGACAGUUGGUGCUCUUCCAGAGUCGAAGCAAAGCCAUGAAAGUCGCGCUACUAAACUACUCAACUCUGGAGAAUACCAAGUCAUUCUGCGCAAGGAGUUGACAAAGAGUGAUGUUGGAAAUGUUGGAAGAAUUGUGCUACCCAAAAAGGAUGCAGAAGCUAGUCUUCCACCAUUGUUGCAAAGGGAUCCUAUGAUACUGCACAUGGAUGACAUGGUGCUCCCAGUUACAUGGAAGUUUAAGUACAGGUACUGGCCAAAUAACAAAAGCAGAAUGUACAUUCUGGAUUCUGCAGGUGAAUUUCUGAAGACACAUGGUCUUCAGGCUGGGGAUGUCAUCAUUAUCUACAAAAACUUGGCUUCUGGCAAAUUUAUGAUCCGAGGGGAGAAGGCCAUUCAUCAGCAGACAACAAAUUCCUAGAUGCAUUUGGGGUUAAUUGCAACAGUGUUAGUUGGGGCAUUUGAAGGGUAGGACGUGGACUUUCCAUAAAUUGGUAAUCCAGGAGAAGUCGAAAGAGGUAUUGAUUUUUAUAUCACUGGGCGACCAUCACAUGGGAUAAAAUUAAAGAAGCAGAUGCGGCUUUGACCUGUUAACUCUGAAUGAAUGAGGAAAAAAAAAUAAAACAGAGAUUGGUAGAAUAUUGGAAGUGUUGGCAAAGGGCUUCUACAGCUUAUCUGGUUGAGAAAAGCACUUGUCGGUUUAUUUAAUUCAGUUGUGUUGGGGGAGCUUGAGUUGUACUUUCAGAACAAUAUUUGCAGCUUCUGUAAAUAUUUUUGGAUCUAUAAGAUAAAGAGAGUGGUGUGGAUUUUGCUUUUCACGUUGUCAUC
Molecule: messenger RNA, 1851 nt
Organism: Oryza brachyantha (malo sina)
Lineage: Eukaryota; Viridiplantae; Streptophyta; Magnoliopsida; Poales; Poaceae
Product: B3 domain-containing protein IDEF1-like
Exons: 9
Coding region: 350-1444 (364 amino acids)
Molecular function (GO): DNA-binding transcription factor activity; DNA binding
Source: RefSeq, a predicted model, not a curated record